AUGAAUUGCAACGGCGGCGGCUUGCUGGCGCGCGGCUGCCGAGCGGAGUGCCUGGCCACGGAACAGAGUCCCGCUGAGCUCCUGCUGUGCGCACUGAAAACUUCCGGCAGGCGAGUGGCGGGCGUAUUUGCUGCCUCACCGUCCCUUCUCCUGAGCGCACAUGGAACGGGCCCGACCGGAGUCACGGACGGGGUGCUCCGUCGUGGUGUGUGCCUCUGCUUUAACUACUUCUUUUUUGGCGCUGGGGGAAUCGCAGGACGCACCGACGUGGAUCGCGGAAAUCCGCGCCUCUAUUCGCCGCUGCCGCACAGAAAACUGGGGGGGGGGGAGGCUGCCGAGGCCCAGCGCCGGCGCCUCGUCGGAGAUUGCACGACUCCGAGAGCGGUUCCUCGCGGGUGCCUCGCUUCACUUGGGUUGGGCGCACCGCAUCGUCGCGCAGUCAACAGGCCCCCCAAGAGUGUCGGUGGUGUCGGCCGCCCGAACAUAGAGGAGCCCCCUCCUCAGGGAAACCCUCCCCCGCACACGCCGUCUGUCGCUCCGGCAGCCCAAGCGGACUAG
Molecule: messenger RNA, 558 nt
Organism: Trypanosoma conorhini
Lineage: Eukaryota; Euglenozoa; Kinetoplastea; Trypanosomatida; Trypanosomatidae
Exons: 1
Coding region: 1-558 (185 amino acids)
Source: RefSeq, a predicted model, not a curated record